AAACAACAACAACAACAACAACAACAACAACAACAACAACAACAACAACAACAACAACAACAACAACAACAACAACAACAACAACAACAACAACAACAACAACAACAACAACAACAACAACAACAACAACAACAACAACAACAACAACAACAACAACAACAACAACAACAACAACAACAACAACAACAACAACAACAACAACAACAACAACAACAACAACAACAACAACAACAACAACAACAACAACAACAACAACAACAACAACAACAACAACAACAACAACAACAACAACAACAACAACAACAACAACAACAACAACAACAACAACAACAACAACAACAACAACAACAACAACAACAACAACAACAACAACAACAACAACAACAACAACAACAACAACAACAACAACAACAACAACAACAACAACAACAACAACAACAACAACAACAACAACAACAACAACAACAACAACAACAACAACAACAACAACAACAACAACAACAACAACAACAACAACAACAACAACAACAACAACAACAACAACAACAACAACAACAACAACAACAACAACAACAACAACAACAACAACAACAACAACAACAACAACAACAACAACAACAACAACAACAACAACAACAACAACAACAACAACAACAACAACAACAACAACAACAACAACAACAACAACAACAACAACAACAACAACAACAACAACAACAACAACAACAACAACAACAACAACAACAACAACAACAACAACAACAACAACAACAA
Messenger RNA from Sycon ciliatum, 774 nucleotides. RefSeq lists its product as uncharacterized. The annotation marks the transcript as partial. The record is from RefSeq and is a predicted model, not a curated record. Lineage: Eukaryota; Metazoa; Porifera; Calcarea; Leucosolenida; Sycettidae. The transcript has a single exon.